AUGGACGACGAAGACGAUGCGCUCCCUCCCCCAAUCCGUCGCUCACCACGAGCUGUGCUUCAGCAGCGCCAGACAGCCUUGCGUGAGGCCAUGUCUGCAGAUAACCAUCUUGAUGAAGCAGCUCCUGUGAUCUCGUACAAUCGCUCCGUUUCGCUGGAGAGCAGGUCAAUCCCGCAAGCUAACUCAAGGGUCAAUCCGCUCGCAUCGCAUCCAGUCGCGAGCGGCACUGCAGAACGGGAAUAUACUCCAGGUGUCGCAGACUUUUCGCGACAUCGCUUCUCCCAUCCGUUCUGGGAGGAGUUGAAACCUUUCCAAGUCGAGGCACCCAGGCCCUCACAGCCUGCACCCCCACCCGUUCCUCGCCGCUCUCCAGCAAAACUCAAGUCCUAUCGCACCAACAAGCGCCUACCGCCACACCUCAACCGCCGGACUUCGCUUGAGACGAUUGCCUCGGUGACAACUACCCAGUCCCUUUCCUCGGAUGAGGAAGAGCAAGACCCACCAGAAGCAUCAACGCCUUCACAACAUUCUUUCACACUCGAGGACGAUGGGGCCUCUACCCCCGUACCUUCAGAUGUGCAGUCUUUGGCUUCGUCAAUGCGGAAAGCUAGUUUGAACUCACUGAACUCCUAUGAUCCAGCUGUUGCACCCGUGCUUUCCCCGGCAUUGGUAGAAAGAGCACAGAAAUCCUUGUUCCGAAAAGUGACGAACCGCAAAUCAAAUGAGCCAACAGCCGUAGCAGAUCACCUGACCGACGAAAAGAAUACGUCUGUCCUCCGGACGUCACAACCCUUGAGCUUUUCAGAAUCCACUCAGUCACUCCCAGUGAAACGCACUGCCAGCCUCGAGCGUUGUAACACCGAGCGAAGUCAAUCAGGAUCCAGUAGCGGGUGGAGUGCAAGCAAUUUCGACAUGUCUACGCUCAGCGAAGCAGAGAUCAAGAAGUGUAAAAAGAAAGGCAUCAAUCCAGCAUUGUAUGCAGAGAUGAGGGCCGCCAGGAAGGGCAAAUGGACUAGUCCGAUCGUUGGGAAUACCUUUCUUUAA
Parastagonospora nodorum SN15 is the source of this 1044-nucleotide messenger RNA. RefSeq lists its product as hypothetical. NCBI's taxonomy places the organism in Eukaryota, Fungi, Ascomycota, Dothideomycetes, Pleosporales, Phaeosphaeriaceae. The transcript has a single exon. The record is from RefSeq and is a predicted model, not a curated record. The coding region runs from base 1 to 1044 and encodes 347 amino acids.